Messenger RNA from Phanerochaete carnosa HHB-10118-sp, 1719 nucleotides. RefSeq lists its product as uncharacterized. The transcript is spliced from 4 exons. The annotation marks the transcript as partial. The record is from RefSeq and is a predicted model, not a curated record. Lineage: Eukaryota; Fungi; Basidiomycota; Agaricomycetes; Polyporales; Phanerochaetaceae.
UUGUUCGAGAAGCUUCAUGAUGCUCGUAUCAAAGAAGGGCUUGGCGACAAUCCAUGGGCUCCAUUUGAGUGCGAAGAUGAAUGGAAGCUCGCACGCUUCCUGUUGAUGAGCGGAAUGAGUCACGGAGACAUUGACAAGUAUUUGAAGCUGAAUAUUACUCGCUCUCGCACUUCGCUCUCGUUCACGAACAAACGCCAGUUCUUGAAGAAAAUUGACCAGCUUCCCCGAGGGCCAAAGUGGGAGUGUGAGCUUUGGGAAGUGGAGGGCGACUUGUUAGAUGCGAACGGGCAAAAGCAGAAGGAGGUGAUGGAGCUUUGGCAAAGGGACCCUGUUGAAUGUAUCAAGGACCUUCUCAGCAAUCCAGCAUUCAACCACUGUGUCGAAUACGAACCAAAACGGCUAUUUGAAGAUGCGUACGCUGAGAAGCCUAUUAUAAGUGAAAUGUGGACAGCCAAAUGGUGGGAAGAUCCAAGGGCUACAGUUGCCCCUGUCAUUCUUGCCUCCGAUAAGACACAGCUGUCGACGUUCAGUGGAGACAAGUCAGCCUGGCCUGUCUACCUCAGUAUCGGGAACAUUGCAAAGGCAGUACGCCGCUCAUCGUCUGCUCAUGCCACCGUUCUUAUCGGCUAUCUUCCCGUGACUAAACUCGAGUGCUUUUCGGAGGAGCAGCGCGCUCAAAAGCGAUAUCAACUCUUCCACAAAUGUAUGCGCUCGCUACUUGCACCACUUGUGGAAGCCGGGUGCAAGGGUGUCGAUGUUGAAUGCGGCGAUGGAUUUGUUCGCAAAGUAUUCCCUAUUCUGGCAGCAUACAUUGCGGACCAUCCAGAGCAAUGUCUCAUCGCUUGCUGCCAGGAGAACUUUUGCCCACAGUGUCUCGUAGACCCAAAGAGGCGCGGAGAACCGGUUCAGUCCACCUGUUGCAAUAUGUCAGCUUCGUUGUCUAUGAUCCGAAAGGCAUUAAACGGUGACAAACCUGCUGAAUUCAAGACUUCAGGCCUUUGUCCCGUUCUUCCCUUGUGGGCGGACUUGCCCCACUGCGGCAUCUUCACUUGCUUCACUCCGGACAUCCUCCACCAACUACACAAGGGCAUGUUUAAAGAUCACACGGUGAAAUGGGCAACCGAAUGCGUUGAGGGCGGAGAAGACGAAGUCGACCGGCGGUUUCGGACGAUGUCCCCACAUGGUGAUCUGCGCUACUUCAAGAAGGGAAUCUCGCUGAUCUCACAGUGGACCGGAAACGAAUACAAGCACAUGGAAAAGGUUUUCGUUGGUGUGCUUGCAGGUUCUGUCGAAGACGAAAGGGUUCUUCUUGCGGUUCGUGCGCUGCUUGACUUCAUUUACUAUGCGCACUUUGAGGUUCACACGAGUGAAUCACUUGCACAUCUCAAAACAGCUUGGCGUACCUUCCACCACAACAAGCAAGUCUUCCUCGAUCUCGGUGUCCGCAAAAACUUCAACUUCGCGAAGCUACACUCGUUGGGCCACUAUCUCCCUGCGAUCUUCUGCCUUGGCUCUGCUGAUGGCUAUAACACAGAGGGCCCUGAACGAUUGCACAUCGACUUCGCCAAGCUUGGAUAUCGCGCAAGCAACAGGAAGCGGUACAUUCAACAGAUGACUAGGUGGUUGGAGCGCCGUGAAGCUGCCAGCCGUUUUGAAGCUUAUCUUGAGUGGCGUAAGGUGCUACCAGUGCAGGAAGAACUGGUGGACGAGGAUGAGGAU